AUGUCCGCUUUAUCAGGAAUCACCGUCUCUGCUCAUCUCGCCGCCGUCUUCGCUGAAGCCGUGCAAUCCAAUUCAACUCGUUUUAUCAAAGUAACGAUACAUAAUGAAUCCCUUGUCCACGACCUUUCAAUCCCCGUCAGCGACACAUUAGAGCACGACUUGGAUCAACUGCAACCUGAAGACGUCUUGCAGGCAGACUUCCCUGCAUAUGUUCUAGCUAAGCUGGACCCUCCAUCACCAGACUGGCUUAUCAUCAGUUAUGUUCCCGACACAGCCCAAGUUCGCAGCAAGAUGCUUUAUGCCUCAACAAGAUUGCUGCUACUGAAAUCCCUGGGGUCAACGCUAUUCACCGAUUCUAUAUUUGCGACAUCGAAAGACGAUCUCACCUCUGAGGCAUACGCGUCUCAUAAGCUGCAUGCUACUGCGCCGCACCCCCUCUCAGUCCGAGAGCAGGAGCUUGCUGAUCUCCGCACCGCUGAAAAUAAAUCAGCCUCUUAUGAAGGCAGCAGAACAAGAGCCAGCCAUGUUGGAACCAGCGUUGGCCUGAAUUGGUCCGAGGAAGUUGAGGACGCAGUGGUUGAGUUGAGCAGGGGCGAUGGGGACUCUCUUGUCAUACUCAGCAUUGAUCCCGCGACUGAAACGCUCACAUUGCACUCAGCUACGGAGACGAGUGUCACUGCCUUGGGUGCCUCACUUCCCUCUUCAGAGCCCUGCUAUGCCUUCUUCGCAUGGAAUCACUCUUUUGAGUCAAACGCUCUUCGAGAAAUCGUCUUCAUAUAUUCGUGUCCUUCCUCGUCGCCUAUCAAGCACCGUAUGCUCUAUUCUUCAGGUUCAACAUCGACAUAUCAAGCGGCCAAAGACAUCUUGGCAACCUCUCCCUCGACAGCCAACCUCGCCUCUCGCAAAGUUGAGACUUCUGACCCAAAUGAGUUGGACGAAGCUCUGCUGAAGCUUGAAAUGGGGUAUACAAAUGAGGAGGCCAGCACAUCUGCCACGGGUUUUCAUCCCAAAGGAUUUGCCAGGCCUAAGGGACCUCCCAGGCGGCGAUAA
Cyclocybe aegerita is the source of this 1050-nucleotide messenger RNA. Lineage: Eukaryota; Fungi; Basidiomycota; Agaricomycetes; Agaricales; Hemipholiotaceae. The record is from the annotation of a GenBank genome assembly.